AUGUCUAACGUCUAUGAAGCAAUCAAACUGCUUGAUUCAAAAGAGGAAAAAACUGCACUACGAGCCCUCUUCACUAAAGAUCCAGAAAUAGAAGCUAGAGCGGGACGCGUCCUUCCUACAUGUGAGGAUAAUGGAGAGAUAGUUGCUUAUUUCAAAGAACUCUUAAAGCCUGAAGCACCCGUUGCAACCGGUAAGAUGAAUCGUAAUAAGUUUUUAAUGCGAAAGUUAGGAAAAAAAAUCAAUGAUGCUUUUCCUGAAGGGUUGCCAUAUGUGAAACCAGAACCUUUGCUUUACACUUCUGGUGCUAAUUGGGAAUAUCAACCUCAUCCAUCUUUGAAACACAUUUUGCGAAGGGAGCUUAAAAAUCAUUACACAAAUUUUCUUUCAGGGUGUUUUGACAAAAUGAUGUUUCCAUUAUACCUCUUCCUUUCUGGAGCUGGCACCGGAAAAUCUCGAAACGCUAAUGAAUUUCAUCAGACGGCAAUCACUUGUUUGUCAGAGCCAGAAGAUAUGGAGCUGUUGACCAAGAUCAAAGAAGCUUGGGUAUUCCAUGUCAGCUAUGAAAAUGGCACCACCUUACGAUCGGAAGAAUCCUCCCCUUAUCUUGCCAUUGGUACUCGAAUGCUACUUCAACUUCUUGGAGAGAAAAUGGGGCUUUAUAAAAUUAUCCAAACAUACGAGCCAGCAGAUCCGGAGGAUGUUAUGACAUUGGUUGCCAAAUAUCAUAACCGAGACUUAAAAGACAUUACGGUUAUUUUGGUUGUUGACGGCAUGCAACAGCUUAUGGACAACAAAGAUGAUGGUUUAAAGUCAGAGUCUCAGUUUUACCAGACUCUGUCAAGCAUUGCAGACUUUGCAUUUAAGGGCAUUUUUGUGAUACCCGUUUGUACUUCAACAAUAACUGGCCCUGUUGAGGGUACAUUGAAAUACUCGCAUCGCAAACGUGUAUACCUACCUGUCGCUUCUCUGGAACCGCCAAACUAUCGCCAAGACCAUAGGUUGGUUCCGGUCUUUAAAGAUGAUGAGAUUACUAAGACUCUUGUGGAAGACUGUGGAGGGCAUGGAAGGGCUCUGGAAGCACUGAAAGAUUGCUUGGCCGGUCGUAAUAUUGAAGAAUGUAACCUCAAUACUUUGAUGAACGAUCUGCGUCUUAAGCUUACUGAAAGAUAUCGUGAUGCUAUUUUUGGUUCCGUGGACGACGCCAGGCCCAUUGCACGAGCAAUAUUAACUCGACGUCUCUUAAGUUUAUAUAAAAAUGUUCCUAAAACCAACAAAACACCAGACCAAUUUGCUGGGAGUGGAUUGAUUCGAUUCGAACAAAUAAAUUCAGAUAGUCCACAGGGAUACCUCACUGCACCGUACGUCUGGCUCUGGAUAUUUGUAGAGGUAUCUAAUAACCAAGCAGAUCCAAUACUUCGAGAUUGGCAAUUUGCUGAUUAUGGAGAACAAAGAGCGCUUAUUGAUCCUGUGUCGUCAUUGCAAGCAAAGUCAUGGCAGAGUUUUGAAAAAUUUGUCGCAUCAUUUCGUUGUUUAAAGUCAGCUGUGAUUGAAGAAGAUGAGCUAACAACGAUCUCGGAGGUUCACGCGGGAGCACGUUUGAAUGGCGACAUCCAAUUUAAAAAUCACAAUCUGCAACUUGAGAUUGCUAGAAACCAAACAGAUACAAAAUCUGAAAAUCUCACUGCAAGAGAAUGGAAUGUUGAUUGCUAUCAUUCUACUGUUGAUGUCCGGAGAUUUAAACAUUGUAUUAUUAACGCUCCAUCUUCGCCAUCCGGGGAUGCCUUCCUUUCAUUAGAUCAGCCGGGUACCGAGAGUCCAAACGAAAUUCACCAAUACAAACAGAGACAAAAACCGAUCAGUCAAGUGGCAUAUGAAAAAGAACAUAAAAAAUCUGCAUCGGAAAAUGAUUUUUUCAUCCUCUUUACGACUGCAGAAAAUUGCUAUAUCGAACUUCCGAAACGCUCUGGGAUUGUAGAUGGAAAAGUUUUUAGGGACUAUUUUGGACCAUUUGCUGGCAGAGCAUAUAAGUCCAUUAUGGCCAAGUUCGCACCCCCUAUCUGUCAUAAAGUCAAGAAUAUCCAUACCACUUCUCACAGGAAACUUUGCAGAGUGAAUCAAAUUAACAAAGAACGAGCAAAAACGAUCAUAUUGAUAAGACCAUUUGAAAAUAUCGUGGUCGCAAAUGAGAAUUCUGAUGUCAAGGCCAAGAAUACAAAAUUAAAACAAGAUAAAGAAGAAAUCGAGGCCAGGUUUGUAAAACUAGAGCAAAGCGACAAAGAAAAUGAUCUUAGAGCUGAAAUAGCAAAAUUAAGGUAUGACAUCGAGGAAAUCAAACUACAAACCCGAGUUAAUACUAACGAAUGGGAUAUGCCUUCUUUUGCAGAGCAAAGCCACUUACGUGGCACAGAAGAUAUUUCACACUCAUCAACCAGUUCACCAUUACCAGUAACCUCCCCAUCGCCUAUUCAGAAUAGCUCCAAACUGAUAGCAAAUACAACUGCUGUCAUAUCUAAGAUCGAACCUAUAUCAUUGGAAGAUAAGGUGAUCAAUGAAUUCCUGGAUGAGAAUCAUUCAAAUUCCAAUCAUCAACAAAAACUAACCUCUAUUACUAUGUCUGAUAUUCAUGUUCAGUCUAUGUCCAACUCAUCACCUUCCUUAUAUAACUCUAUGCACAACCCAAAUGCACAAAAUAAUAUGGAUGUUGACCAAUACAACCAACAAAACCAGUCUCAUGAUUCUCAGUUAACCUUACCUUCCAGUAACACUAUCAAUAAUUCUGCAAGUCCUACAGAAUCCCUAACUUCUCCAUCUAACAAUUAUCUGUCAGAAUCUGACCCUAAUACUAAUACUGAUAUCAAUAUGACAGAUAGUUCCAACAUAGUUACUAAUAUUGAUGAUACUGAAGGAACCCAAGAUUGGACACCAGUUUCACACAAAAAAUUACGCACCUCUUCUCCCUCAACAAAUAAACCCUACACUCGAGCCUCUUCCUCAUCCAAAAAAUAA
Paraglomus brasilianum is the source of this 3006-nucleotide messenger RNA. The record is from the annotation of a GenBank genome assembly. NCBI's taxonomy places the organism in Eukaryota, Fungi, Glomeromycota, Glomeromycetes, Paraglomerales, Paraglomeraceae.